Messenger RNA from Doryrhamphus excisus (bluestripe pipefish), 1658 nucleotides. It is a transcript of the gene dnajb4, whose product is annotated as DnaJ heat shock protein family (Hsp40) member B4. Gene Ontology annotation, biological process: negative regulation of transcription by RNA polymerase II. Gene Ontology annotation, cellular component: cytosol. Lineage: Eukaryota; Metazoa; Chordata; Actinopteri; Syngnathiformes; Syngnathidae. Gene Ontology annotation, molecular function: protein-folding chaperone binding. The record is from RefSeq and is a predicted model, not a curated record.
AACACAACCCGGAAGUAGAAUGGUCUCAGGCUCCGAGCUUGACCAACGUCGGAGGCUGCUUCAGCCUACAGGGGAGGGAGACGCUUGUCUAUUUAAAGAGUCACACUGCAAGCUCGGAUAAAAUAAUAAUAACACACAAGCUCCACGGAGCUCUGUAUUCGCCUCCCAAAUGUUCUCUCACAUCCGACUCAGUGGACGUUAGUCCGGACUGAAGAAGCAAGCCUUCCCGGCCACCAGAACCAGCUGCCCAUUUCUCCUCUCUACCUUUUCAUCGACGAGGCUUUGGGGCUAAAGGCAAAAAAAAAACAACGAUGGGCAAAGAUUAUUAUAAAACGCUGGGCAUCAAUCAAGGAGCCACAGAAGACGACAUUAAGAAAGCGUACAGAAAGCAGGCGUUGAAAUGGCAUCCAGACAAGAACAAGUCUGCGGCCGCCGAGGAUAAAUUUAAGGAGAUCGCCGAGGCUUACGAGGUCCUGAGCGACCCAAAGAAAAGGGACAUUUAUGAUCAACACGGAGAAGAAGGUCUCAAGGGAGGAAGUGGUCCUCCUGGUGACGGACAAGGCAACAACUUCACGUAUACCUUCCAUGGGGAUCCUCACGCCACUUUCGCGACAUUCUUUGGGGGCUCAAACCCCUUUGAGAUGUUCUUCGGGCGCAAGGCCAAUGGGCGUGAUGAUGAAGACAUGGAGGUGGAUGGAAACGAUCCCUUCGGCUCCUUCACCAGUUUCAACAUGAACGGAUUCCCUCGGGAUGGACACGGCGGCCUGGGAGGACAGCAACAGCAGCAGCCACGGCGCAAGCAAGACCCCGCCAUCAUCCACGAACUGAGGGUCACCCUGGAGGAGGUCUUCCACGGCUGCACCAAGAGGAUGAAGAUCUCUCGCAAAAGGCUAAACCCGGACGGCAGAACCAUGCGCACGGAGGAUAAGAUCCUCACUAUUGAGAUCAAGCGCGGGUGGAAGGAAGGAACUAAGAUCACUUUCCCACGGGAGGGAGACGAGUCCCCCAGCACCAUCCCAGCUGACAUCGUUUUUGUCAUCAAGGACAAACCCCACCCUCACUUCAGGCGGGAAGGCUCCAACAUUGUGUAUCCUGUCCGUGUGAGCCUGCGACAGUCGCUGUGCGGAUGCUCCGUUACCGUGUCAACGAUAGACGGCAACACGUGCAACAUGAAGAUCACGGAUGUGGUCAAGCCUGGCAUGAGAAAGACUGUGACAGGCCAAGGCCUGCCUUUGCCCAAAAACCCGGAGCAGAGAGGAGACCUGGUGGUGGAGUUUGAUGUGAACUUUCCCGAAACGUUGCCCGGCAAUGCCAAGGAUGUCCUGAAGCGGCAUUUACCGGCAUAGAGCCAAGCAGCGAGGUGCGGACGCCCACCUUGAUAGAUGUGCAAUAUCGACACUCUUUUUGGGUGUUUUUAUAAAUCCCAUGCAUGCUGCCAAGACUUUGUACGUACGCCGAUACGAAUCCUGGUGAAACCCAGAAAUGUGCCGUGCCAAAAUCAAUCAAAACGAUCUCCUGCUUUCUUUAAGACGUGACAGCCGUUAUUGCCGACCAGCUUUACUUUGACUUAUCAAGCAACAUUUGGUUCUGCUGUGUGUCUGCGUUUAGAAAUGACCUUGUAAAGCUUGACUUUGAAAAUAAAUAUUUCCAUAUUAACU